This is a messenger RNA of Conger conger (European conger), 1683 nucleotides long. RefSeq names its product poly(rC) binding protein 4 (gene pcbp4). Gene Ontology annotation, molecular function: mRNA binding. Gene Ontology annotation, biological process: negative regulation of mRNA splicing, via spliceosome. Bases 309 to 1682 code for a protein of 457 amino acids. NCBI's taxonomy places the organism in Eukaryota, Metazoa, Chordata, Actinopteri, Anguilliformes, Congridae. Gene Ontology annotation, cellular component: cytoplasm; nucleus. The record is from RefSeq and is a predicted model, not a curated record. The transcript is spliced from 15 exons.
UCUCUCUCUCUCUCUCUCUCUCUCUCUCUCUCUCUCUCUCUCUCUCUCUCUCUGGUUUAUUGUUACACGGUGACAUCAGGAUUAUUUGCUACAGUUAAAGCUUCUUACUGACAAUGUGGACGUCAGCUGGGAAUAUAUAAUAUAUAUUUUCGACCUCUUCUGUCUUUUCAACCGCAUAUGAAAACAGUCACCAAGGGAGGGCGCUUUGAGAGACAGGAGCGUUUCAGUCGGAAGUGUGAGCCGUACGAGCUGUGAAAGGAAGGUGAAGAGCCUCAUUGCGCAGUUGCACCUGCUGACGAGCCUCUUUCAUGCGUCUCCCUGCGGCAGACUCCCACAUCAGAAUGAACUGUGAGCAGGACUUCGGAGAAGGGGGCAUGAACGUGACGCUCACCCUCAGGCUCCUCAUGCACGGAAAGGAGGUCGGGAGCAUCAUUGGAAAGAAAGGAGAAACGGUGAAGAGAAUACGAGAAGAGAGCAGUGCACGCAUCAACAUUUCAGAAGGGUCCUGCCCUGAGAGAAUAAUCACCAUCACCGGGCCCACAGACUGCGUCUUCCGAGCCUUCACCAUGAUCACGUUAAAACUGGAGGAGGACCUCUCGACCCUGGUAGCCAACGGGACAGUCACCAGCAAGCCCCCAGUCACCCUACGGCUGGUCAUUCCUGCCAGCCAGUGUGGGUCCCUCAUCGGGAAAGGGGGCUCCAAGAUCAAGGAGAUCCGGGAGAGCACAGGGGCCCAGGUUCAGGUGGCCGGCGACUUGUUGCCCAACUCCACCGAGCGAGGAGUGACGAUAUCUGGGACCCAGGACGCCAUAAUCCAGUGUGUCAAACUGAUCUGCACAGUGAUCCUGGAGUCUCCUCCGAAGGGGGCCACUAUUCCAUACCGGCCCAGUCCGUCCCCCGGAGCCGUCCUGCUGUCCGGGAACCAGGUUCUGGAUGCCUCUGAGUUCGGGUCACAUCCUCUCUUCUCAUUGGCUCAGGGAGGUGUGGAGUUGCAACAAGCAUACACUGUACAGAACCAAUAUGGCAUUCCACACUCGGAGUUGGCCAAGCUUCACCAGUUGUCCAUGCAGCAGGGCCUGAGUCACAUGGGCCAGCCCGCCACCCCCAUCCUGCCUGCAGGAAUAGAGACCAACGCCCAGACCACAUCCCAGGAGCUGCUCAUUCCAAACGACCUGAUUGGCUCGAUCAUCGGCCGACAGGGCACCAAGAUUAACGAAAUCCGGCAGGUCUCCGGGGCGCAGAUCAAGAUCGGCAGCCAGCUGGACAGCACCAGCGACCGGCACGUGACCAUCACCGGCUCGCCCAUCAGCAUCAACCUGGCCCAGUACCUCAUCACGUCCUGUUUAGAGACCGCCAAAUCCACUGCCCAGUCCUCCUCCAUGUCGACCCCUGUUGACCUGAACAUGAGCUUCACCCAGCCCGCCUCCCCCGCAUCGUCCUCCGCAGCAGCCCUGGCAGCGAUGGGGGGUCUGCCCCACGCUCCCAUGCUGGGCGCCCCCUAUGCCCUCCCCCUCUCCAGCCUCCUGGGAAUGAAAUCGGUCCCCUUCCUGGCACUGUCCAGCCCCGCCCCGGCCGGGCCGGCCGUCGCGCCCGCCCACGGGGCCCUGGCGUCCUACACCGCCAAAAUCUCCUCGGCCAACGGGAUCAAGAAGCCCGAGAGACAGAAGUUUGCGCCGUACUGAU